Bufo bufo (common toad) is the source of this 444-nucleotide messenger RNA. Its product is annotated as protein S100-P-like. NCBI's taxonomy places the organism in Eukaryota, Metazoa, Chordata, Amphibia, Anura, Bufonidae. The record is from RefSeq and is a predicted model, not a curated record. Gene Ontology annotation, cellular component: extracellular exosome; cytoplasm. Gene Ontology annotation, biological process: endothelial cell migration. The transcript is spliced from 2 exons. Bases 104 to 391 code for a protein of 95 amino acids. Gene Ontology annotation, molecular function: calcium ion binding; transition metal ion binding.
UCAAAGCCACGAUCUGUAUAUAAGCAGAAGCUCCGUCCCUUGUACUCCACUCUGCCUUUAGCAGCUGCCUGGAGAAGCCGAGAAGCUCAAAUCCCAUCCAAACAUGAGUGACCUGGAAACCGCAAUCAAUCUCAUCAUCGAUGUCUUUGACAAAUAUUCCUCUACUGAGGGCAAAAAAGACACUUUAUCCAAAGGGGAAUUAAAGACUAUGAUGGAGAAGGAACUGCCUGGACUCAUAAAGAAUGCGAAAAGUAAAGAUGAGUGUGGCCAGCUUCUAAAGAACCUGGAUGAAAAUAGAGACAAUGAAGUGGAUUUUAAGGAAUAUAUGAUAUUUGUUGGUGCGAUCACCUGUAUGGGGCAUGAAAGAUUUCAACAAACGUCUAAAAAAUAAUUAUUUCAAUCAAUCUGCCUUUGACUAAUAAAGUUCAGUAUAUUGUAUUUGUU